GACAGGAAGGGGCGGGGUUCAACCGAGUUUGUUUGCGCGGCAAAAUUUGAAGAACCGAACGGCCGGAGAUAUGUUUGUAUUGCGCGGUUCGGGGCAAAAUGUUACGAAAAUAGAGACCUACAGAAGGGUUUGCGUGGCUGACGGCCUUUUGGAGAGGUAGCCCCUCGGGUGAUCCAAUUUUAUUACUGUUUUUUCUGUGUGCGGAUACCGUCUGUUUGUGGGAAGGACUCUUCGAGGAACACCUGCCGACUCUUUUCAGUCAGUGUGCUGCCUCGCCAUUGCCUGCAUUUUUUAUUUAUUUUCUGAUUAUUUGUUUGUUUGACUUUUCACGAAAUCUAAUUAAGGCAAAUGAGAAAUAAUAUACGCCUAACUGCACUGACCAGGAGGCCUGGAGGCAGUGCUGGUUCAGCCCUACAUGGACGUCUUCCUCUCCACCGGUAAGAGGGGAGGGGAGGGGAGGGGAUACAUGCACUUAAAAGAGAACACUUUACACCGGCCAAUUCAAGUCACAUUAAAAAUCAGAAGCAAUAAAAACUAAUGAGAGAAAACGACAUGUCUGGUUCGGGAAAAGUCAGAUUUGGAGAUCUGGACUUGAUCUGGAUCUGGGCUGUGACACGUCGAGUACAGAAUCAGCUGUCCCUUCUUGAAGAACUCACGAACCGUGAGCAACUCUGAGCGAUGUGAAGAUCCUGAUCCCGUGGAUGGGAUACAAACUUGAGCAUCUGGUAAAAGGUGAAGAAGAAGAUUGUUUCUGGGUGGAGAUGAUCCAGCUGGUGUUCCUGUAGGAAUGUCAUUUCUGCAACCCCGCUGAUGAUGCGCAGGUUUGGGAGGGAUGGAUUUACCCUCUGAGUCGAGCAAGCAUGGCAGGAAGACGACGAGUCACAAGCUGGAAGAUCAGAAGAAGAUCUACACUGAUUGGGCCAAUCACUAUUUAGCCAAGUCUGGCUGCCCGCGGCUCAUCAAGGACCUGACGCAGGACAUCGCUGAUGGAGUGCUGCUGGCAGAAAUCAUUCAAAUCAUCGCGAAUGAGAAGGUAGAGGAUAUCAAUGGCUGCCCCAGGAGUCAAUCUCAAAUGAUCGAGAACGUGGACGCCUGCCUCAGUUUCCUGGAAGCCAGAGGAGUGAAUGUGCAGGGUCUGUCCUCAGAAGAAAUUUGGAAUGGGAAUCUGAAGACCAUCCUGGGGCUCUUCUUCAACCUCUCCCGGUAUAAGCAGCAGCAGCAGCAGCAGCAGCAGUACUACCAGUCCCUUCUGGAGCUCCAGCAGCAGGUCACACACCAGGCCACCGGGGCGGCGACAGCGAGCCACCACAAGACGCAAGAUAUGCAGUCCAGCCUAACUGCGCGGUACGCCACUGCCACUGCCACGGGUCACAGCGGCGCAGGACUAGCGCAGAAGAAAAACACAAGGCUACCAGGGCCCUCCCGGGCGUCUGCCGCAGGCGGCGGACCCUCCAAGGCCCCCGGAGCCGCCAACCUGAACCGCCGGAGCCAGAGCUUCACCAGCAUGGACAAGAGCCGGCCCCUGCAGUACGCCAGCGGGAACGACAGAGAGCUGGUGAAGGGCAUCUCUCAGCCUGGCAGCCUGAACGGGAGCAGCCCCCCUCCUGGCACCCCCGGCGGGCACCAGCCCCCCUCCGCCAUCCCCUCCCCUGGCACCGGCAAGUCCCUGCGCGGCAAGCCCGUCAGCAUGAAGCACAGCGCCACCUCGUCCUCCCUGUCCGUCAGAUCGUCCAGCCCGCCCAGCUCGCCCCCGCCGCCGCCCCAGCCCGCCCCCGGCCCCGCCCCCGGCCCCGCCCCCUGCCCCGCCUCCGACCGGCUCAAGCCCCCGCAGGCGGAGGCCCCCAAGGCGGGGGGGUCGGGCCAGCGCUCCAUGCUGGAGAAGUUCCGCUUCAUCAACACCCGCGGGAACGCCCGGCCGCCGCCCGCCGGCUCGGGGGUGGAGCUUAGGGAGGAGGAGGAGGACGAGGCCGAAGAGGAAGACGCGCUGUCGGAGUACGGGGAGGAGGGGCUGCUGAUGGGCCAGAGCGGCGCCAGGCAGACCGCGGUUGGCGGCGGCGGCGGCGGCUCCGCCCCCAAGGGCUCCGCCAAGGGCGUGGCCAACAAGCCCCUCCCCCAGAGCAAAGACAAAGAGGACAAGGGGAAGAGCAAAGGCAAGAGCGGGACCCCCGCCAGGGAGGACAGAGACCCGCCCUCCGAGCCCGCCAAGAAGACCUCCAGAAUCGCCAGCCUCAUCCCCAAAGGGGGCAAGACCCCCGCCGUGAAGAAGGAGGGGGUCCCCUCGGCCUGCAGCGGGAUCCCCAAACCCGGCGCCAAGCCGUCCGCGUCCUCCUCGGCCCCCGGCGGGAAGAUGGCUGCCGCCGCCGCGCCGGCCGGCUCGGGGAGCCCCGCCCCCGGGGACCACAAGGCCAAGCCGUCCAAAGGGAGCCAGGCCGCGUGCUCCCCGCGCCACCAGGGGGCGCCAGAGGGCCGCAGGACCAGCAUGGUGUCCUCCACCAGCGCCUCGGCCAUUUCGGGCUCCGCCGCGAUGGCGGGAGGGGUGCUGGGGGCCAACGGGGUGGUGCAGCUCCCCCUGCAGCAGCACAGCCACCCCAACACCGCCACCGUCGCCCCCUUUAUGUACCGGACCUGCUCGGAGAACGACUGCACCACGGUCGCUCCCGGCAACGCCUGCCUCAGCCCCACCAAGGCCGACCUGGUCUACGGCAAGACCGCCAAGCAGUGUCUGGAGGAGAUCUCAGGGGAGGACCCGGAGGCGCGGCGAAUGCGGACGGUGAGGAACAUCGCCGACCUGCGGCAGAACCUGGAGGAGACCAUGUCCAGCCUGCGGGGCACGCAGGUCAGCCACAGCACCUUGGAGACGACUUUUGACAGCACGGUGACCACGGAGGUGAACGGGCGUGGCCUCCCCGCGCUGGGCAGCCGCUCCUGGCGCCUGGGCCAGUCCCCCAGCCCCCGCCUGCAGGCUGGCGACGCCCCCUCCCUGCCAGGCGGGUACCCCCAGCCCCGGGCCGGUGGUGGCGCAGGCGGGGGUGGGGGCAGUGGGGGGGGCGGGGGUACGGGCGCCGCCCGGUACGCGGACCCCUCCCGCCUCGUGUACAACGCCCCCCUGCGGCGGGGCGCGGCCGGCGUGGGGCCCAGGGGGGCGGAGCUUGGAGAAAAGGGAGGAGCCGAGGGAGGUCCCGAGGCGGAGGUGGGCGGGUACAUGAGCGACGGGGACAUCCUGGGGAAGAACGCGAGGCCCGAUGACAUCAGCAGCGGGUACCUGACGGACGGGGGCCUCAACCUGUACUCCCGGAAUGUGGGGCGAGCCCCCGAAUUGGCGGCCUCGCGGGACGUCAUCCAGAGGGGGGUCAACGAGAUGCAGGGGGGCACAGACAGCUGGGAUGACAGCAGCUCCGUGAGCAGUGGGCUCAGCGACACUCUGGACAACAUCAGCACAGACGACCUCAACACACCCUACUACUCCUCCACCUCGGCUCCGCCUCGCAAGAGCAAGCACUCCCAGCCUAAAUCAGACGCUGAGCCGCGCGGCUCUCCGGACCAUGACAUCAGCAGCUGGGACGGAGCGGAGGACCUGAAGAAGUCCGACGACGGUCUGGACGGCGCCAUGUGGAAACCUUCCUCAUCCUCGUCCUCCUCGGCGGGACAGUACGAGGACCCCGACAGGACCGGGCAGAGGGCGGGCAUGCCCCUGUCCCACACGGGCUCCUGGAGGAGAGGCAUGACGGCCCAGGUUGGCAUCACGCCCCCCAGGACCAAAGGUGCCGUCGGAGCCCUCAAAAAUCCAGGCAAGGCGGACGACUCAAAGGUGUCGGAGAAAGACCGGGGGGCCCCGCCCAAGAGCUCGGGGAUCCAGCGCUCGCCGUCAGACGCCGGGAGGAGCAGCGGCGACGAGGGGAAGAAGCCGCCGUCCGGCAUCGGGCGCCCCGCGGCCGCCAUCGCCUCCUUCGGCUUCAAGAAGGUGGGGGGCCCCGUGGGGGCCCUCAUCACCAAGGCCCCCGCCGGGGGAAAGGGCGGGCCAGCGGGGGGCGGGGGCGGCGGCGGGGGGGGCCGCAAGACCAGCCUGGACCUGGACGGCUCACAGCCGCAGGACGACGGGGCGCUGCUGGGGGGCGGGGCCUCCAGGGCCCCCCCGCAGUACCGGUCCCUCCCCCGGCCGGCCAAGUCCUCCCCAGGCGGGGCCCUGGGCCGGGGGGGCAGUGGUGGCGGCGGCGGCGGUGGGGGGGGCCACCGCUCCAGCUCCAGCAGCGUGGACUCCAACGUCAGCGGCAAGUCGGCGGGCAGCGCGGGGGGCGGAGCCAACGCCAAGCGGCGGGACGGCGGGAAGGUGGGGUCGGGCCGCUCCAGCCCCGUCGCCGUCUGCCAGGCCGACAAGGAGAAGGCGGGCGCGGCCGACCCGGAAGGGGCGUGUCUCUCCAGCUCGCCCAAAGCCAGCCCCACCUCGUCCGGCCAAUCAGGGCUCCGGCAGCCCGGGUCCAAGUACCCCGACAUCGCCUCGCCCACCUUCCGCAGGCUAUUUGGCACCAAAGCCAGCAGCAAGGCCAGCUCUCCUGGCACCCCCGACUCGGGCAAGUGCCCGUCGGCGCUGAGCAGCCCCCACGGCACGCUGGCACGCCAGUCCAGCCUGGACUCCCCCUCCUCGGGCACGGGGAGCCUGGGCAGCGGGCAGGGCGGGGGCACCAGCCCCCUCUACGGCCGGGCCCCCGAGCUGGGGGCGGGCGACGCCCCCCCGGGCCUGGGCCAAUCGCCGGGCUCCAGCUCGGCCUCCGGCCUGUCGCACGCCUCGGGGGGCCGGCCCUGGGCGGUCAGCAUGAGCGUGUCGUCGGCGGGCAGCAAGGACACGCUGAGCUGCCAGAGCAUGACCAGCCUGCACACCAGCUCCGAGUCCAUCGACCUGGCGGCCGGUUACCACGGCUCCCUCACCGGCCUGGCGUCCGGGUCGAAGGUCACACGGACCGGCAGCGUCAAGUCCACGCUCUCUGAGGGAAUGCCACUGGACAGGAACACGCUUCCGAAGAAGGGACUGAGGUACCCCCCCUCGUCCCGGCAGAUGUCCGACGAGGAGGGGAAGGAGUGGAUGCGCUCCCACUCCACAGGGGGCCUGCAGGACACCGGGAGCCAGUCCCCCCUGUCUCCUCCUGGGACGUCCUGCACCGCUAAUGGAAAAUACCACUACUCCAACCUGGUGAGCCCCACCAGCAUGCCCCAGUUCGGCCGUCCCGGGCCCAGCAUGAGCCGGUCCAACAGCAUCCCGGCGCAGGACUCGGCGCUGGACCUGUACGGGGAGGCCCGCGGGCUGGGCGGCAGCGCCACCUCGCUGGAGGACCGGCCCCGGGGCAUGAGCCGCUCCGGCUCCCUGCGGGACAGCAUGGAGGAAGUCCACGGGUCAUCACUGUCAUUGGUCUCCAGUACUUCUUCUCUCUACUCCGCGGCUGAAGAGAAGGCCCAUUCAGAGGUAUCGAACUCCACUCAAAUCAGAAAACUGCGGCGGGAACUGGACGCCUCCCAGGAGAAGGUCGCCACGUUGACGUCUCAGCUGGCCGCCAAUUGUUGGCAGGCCCACCUGGUGGCUGCUUUUGAGAAGAGUCUGGGGAACAUGACCAGCCGUCUGCAGAGCCUGACAAUGACUGCUGAGCAGAAGGAGUCGGAGCUGGCCGAGCUGAGGGAGACCAUCGAGGCGCUGAAGGCCCAGAACACCGACGCGCAGACCGCCAUCCAGGUGGCGCUCAACGGCCCGGACCACCUGCACAGAGACCUGCGGCUCCGGCGACAGCACUCCUCCGACAGCAUGUCCAGCCUCACCAGCGCCAGCAGCCACUGCGCCGGCGGCGGCGGCCUGGACGCCGAGGCCAAGAAGAAGAAGAAGAAGAGCUGGCUGCGCAGCUCCUUCAAGCAGGCGUUCAGUAAGAAGAAGCCCAGCAAGCCGUCCUCGUCUCACUCCGACAUCGAGGAGCAGACCGACUCCUCCCAGCCCUCCUCUCCCAAACUGCCGCACGGGGCCACGCAGGGCGGGGACCGCCCCCUCAGACCCUCCCCCUCCACCACCGACCUGUGCGAGUGCACGGAGGCGGAGGCGGAGAUCAUCCUGCAGCUGAAGAACGAGCUGCGGGAGAAGGAGCUGAAGCUGACGGACAUCCGUCUGGAGGCCCUAAGCUCCGCCCACCACCUGGACCAGAUCCGCGAAGCCAUGAACCGCAUGCAGAAUGAGAUCGAGCUCCUGAAGGCGGAGAACGACCAGCUCAAGUCCACGGGGAGCCCCGCCCCCGGUGCCAGCCCCGCCAAGACCGCCCGCCCCCCCUCGGAGACCUCCAGCACCUCCUCCUCUUCCUCACGCCAGUCCCUGGGCCUGUCACUCAACAACCUCAACAUCACCGACACCAUAAUGUCCGACAUCCUCCUGGACGACGGGAGCGAGGGAAACCUGCGCAAAGAAGGGCGGAGCGUCAGGAUCGUGGUUGCCAUCGACGACGGCUCCAACGUAACCAAGGGUAUGAGAUGUCAGGACUUUCUCAUCGGGUCCAUUGGCGUCAGUGGGAAGACCAAGUGGGACGUGCUGGACGGUGUCAUACGCAGAUUGUUCAAGGAGUACGUGUUCCGGGUGGACCCCCUGACCAGCCUGGGUCUGAGCUCAGACAGCAUCGCCAGCUACAGGAUAGGGGAGGUACUGCGGGCCCACGGCUCGGAGACGCCUCAGCUGCUGCCCUGCGGCUACCUGGUGGGAGACAACAACAUCAUCACCGUCAACAUCAAGGGUGCGUCGGAGAACAGCAUCGACUCGCUGGCGUUCGACACGCUGAUCCCCAAGCCCGUGGUGCAGCGCUACCUGAACCUGCUGACGGAGCACCGGCGCAUCAUCCUGUCGGGCCCCAGCGGCACCGGGAAGUCCUACCUGGCCGGCAAGCUGGCCCAGCACAUCGCCGCCAAGGCCGGGAGAGAGGUCACCGAGGCGACCGUCGCCAGCUUCAGCGUGGACCACGAGUCCAGCAAGGACCUGCAGCAGUACCUGUCCAGCCUGGUAGAGCAGUACAGCUCAGAGGAGAGUGACACCAAGCUCCCCCUGGUGGUGGUCCUGGACAAUCUCCACCACAUCGGCUCCCUCAGCGACGUCUUCAACGGGUUCCUCAACUGCAAGUACAACAAGUGUCCAUACGUCAUCGGGACCAUGAACCAGGCGGCCUCGUCCUCAGCCAACCUGGAGCUCCACCAUAACUUCAGGUGGGUGCUGUGCGCCAAUCACACGGAGCCGGUGAAGGGCUUCCUGGGCCGCUUCCUGCGCAGGAAGCUGGUGGAGACGGAGAUCCUGAGGAACACGCGCAGCAACGACCUCGUCAAGGUGGUGGACUGGAUCCCCAAGACCUGGCAGCACCUCAACAGCUUCCUGGAGGCCCACAGCUCCUCCGACGUCACCAUCGGCCCCAGGCUCUUCCUGUCCUGCCCCAUGGACUCGGACCGGUCCCGCGCGUGGUUCACCGACCUGUGGAACUACUCGCUCGUCCCGUACCUGCUGGAGGCAGUGAGGGAGGGGCUACAGCUCUAUGGUAAGCGGACCGUGUGGGAGGAUCCAUCCAAGUGGGUGAUUGACACCUACCCCUGGAGCUCCGCCCCCUCGCAGCCGGAUGCGCAGCCCCUGCUUCAGCUGCGGCCCGAGGACGUGGGGUACGACGGGUGCAGCGGCGCCAAAGAGGAGACCCCCUCCAAACAGAUGUCCCAGAGCGACACAGAGGGGGACCCACUGAUGAGCAUGCUGAUGAGGCUGCAGGAAGCCGCCAACUACUCCAGCGCCCAGAGCUGCGACAGCGACAGCGCCAGUCACCACGACGACCCGCUCGACUCCUCGCUGGAGUCCACCCUGUAGCGCAUCCCCCGGCUAACCGCCGUUCUUUACCAGCGAGAGGGUGGGGGGAGGGGGGGGGCGGGGGGAAUGGGGGCGAGCCGCGAGGCCAGAAGGGGGGCGCGCGAUGUCGCAGGCAGGCAGACGCGCGCGCACUUCCUGUCAGGCGGGGGGAAAGAGGCGUGGCGGCUCCGUUUCGGCGCGCGCUGCCCCACCGGGACGCCCGCCCUCCCGCCUCCCCUCACGCAGCUCCAGAGCAGGCCGCGCGCGCGGCGAAGGCAGGGCGCUCGGGUCUGCGCUACACAGUGGAACUGAACUGGAAUUAUCCUUUCUGUUUCGUUCAGUAUCAGGUUUGCUUUUCCACCACACGGGGGCGGUAUUUUACAGGGCCAAACUACUUCAUCAGUUUUUUCUGAGGUGCUACGGAGAGAUGACGAGAGUCCUGCUCCAAUAGGCUUGCGUGGUGCUGGUCAGGUGACUAAGCCAGCCUAUGGAUAGCAGGCGCCCGCUCCACCACCCACACGAUACGCCCCCCAUACCAACGAGCACAGCAGCGCUUUGUGUCACAUGUCAGGCUACUGCUACUGUGAAACACUGGACAGGUGCCAAAUUGCCAUUACUGCCGAUGGCUCAGUGACGUAGACAUCCACUUUGACAUUCUAGUUUUUGUUUUUUUUUCUAGUUUGAUUCUCAUUCUUUGAGAUUGUAGUUCAUUAAAAUGAUUUGUUUCUUCCAUUUUUUUAAAAUUGUUUGACCCAAGCCUUGUUGUUCACCCUACUCUUAAGCAGAUCAGAAAUAUAUUAAACAGGAAUCUGGUGAAGUUAGACGACUUUUGUCGAAGGGCCAGAGAGUGAGUGGGGAACAACGUUUGAUGAUGAUGGUGCUUUCUUACUGCCUUAAAUUUGCAAACAGUAUUCACAAGCAACCGUGAAGCUAUGGAUCUGUGACCCUGUUUCUUUUGGGGGAUAAAGAAAUCGGCAAGAAUGGAGAGCACGGCACACUUAGAAGUUUUUUCUGUCUGUGAAGGUAGUGAAUGAACACUUCCACUCACAUUCUCUCAAACACACGUCACAUGUGGAGGAGACCGAGGCAACGAGGAGGACUUCACCUCCUGUGGACUACCUAUAGCCUGAAGCAUACUCUUCCCACAAUCCCCUUCAGCUGCCUCAACACCUAUCUAGUUCUAUUCUAUGGUGUUCUAUUAAGAGCAAGAAUAUGGCCAUAGGCAACAUAUAGGUCAUUUACUUGAAGGGUUUGGGAAGGGAUGCUUCUCUUUUUUUUUUUUUUUUUUAACGUUUCUCAGUUGAGUUGAAAACACUUAAACUGGCAUGAGCACAAAACUGAUUUUAUAACCAGAGGGGAUGUUUGCUUCAACUCUUACUAUGUGUACAUGGAAAAAAAAAAAGUUUACUUUUAAAAAUGAUUUCAGGUCACCAUGGAUGCCGCUGUGGGUGGAGACCGUUGACGUAUUUUUAUUUACCUUUUUAUUGGGGGGUGGGGGGUGGGGAGGGGAGGGGGGAAAGGGUUGGUUUUGCACAAUUUAUCAGGGUGGGGAAUGUAAAUAUGAGUCUUGCACAGUGAAUUGAAGAUGCGUUCUGCCCUGUUGAUGUUAACAUUAUGCUUAACUUCGCUGAGAAGUCUUGUAUGUUGCAAACAGACAAAAAAACAAACAAAAAAAAAGAACAAAAAGAGAUAAAUGCAAAGCAGCAAGCCAUUAGAGGCCAGUGUGCAUUGUCUUGUAAUGAUUGGUUGUCUUGCCAACGCAGGAGCUACACAAUAUAUAGACGCAUGUACCAAUUCCUAAUAUCAACGCAAAAAAGUCACCUCAACCACUUCAGGGAAGCAAAGCAGGUUUCCAUUAAAUCUGUGACACACGACAGCCCGCAGACUAAAAAAGAAACCACACUGAUAAUGUCCACAUUUGUGAGCCAGAACACAAAACUGUCGCCAUUUCUCUCCUAACGAUUAAAUGCAUUCAUUCACUCUGCCACUAUUGUAGCCCCUGUUUUGACUGUUUUUUUUUUUUUUCUUUUGGAAUUUUGGAAUGGCCAAUCGCAUUAGUAGGGCCACCCCACAUCUGUGUUGUUUGCCACUGACCGCGAUCCGCCACUCAGCUACGCAGUCACUGCUUGGGGUCUCUGCAUUGAAGACAGGUGCUUUAGCUGGACACGCCCCCAGCUAUCCCACAUUCACAUUCUCCUGCAGCGCUACGGAUCACAUGAGGGUUUUUCUGAAAUGACUACCUCUUAUUUAUCUAUGUUUUUUCUGCUAGUUCCUGGGAUUUAGUUUUAGCUUCCGGCCUGCUGAAUACAGGAAGUAGGAAAAUUACCCACGUACAGCCGGUGCUACCGUCAGCCCUUUUAGCCAAUCACAGACCACGUCAGCAGCCUGCAGCAAAAAAACGAAGAACAAAAAAAAAAAACCUCAAAACCUAUGGAUCGUUAAUCCUAAUUUCUGUGCUCAAGUCGUGGGCCUUUGUGUCUUCUCUGUGACAUGCCUGAACCCCCAAGCACAGAUAUAGGAUCUGUUUACUUUUAUUAAUUUUCUUAAUUUUUUUUAACAUAAAAUGGUUGGAAGAUCAGGGUUUGGAGUUGCUGAUUCUGGAUCAGUUUUUAGGAGACAUUUUCAGCUGGGAGCCACACCCUCCCACACAAAGAUCUCAAACACACACACGCACACACACCGGCAGUGUGCUUGCUCAUCUCCCAAGCAAAGAGAUGCACUUUUAAACAGAUGUACUGCAAACCAUGCUUCUUUCCCUGAACUGACAUCUUACAGUUAUUUAAGACCAUUUCAGGCCCAACCUGCGUAGGUCACCAUGGUUACAUCAACCAAACAACGUGUUCCAGCUGUUCAGCAGUUACAUCUCAGUGAGAGCAUAGAGUUUACUACUUUUGAAAACUUUUUUUGGUGAAACAUUUGUCUUUGAAUGUUUUAUAUUUUGUACAUUUUUAUGUAACAUAUCAUGUACAUAGAAAACAGACGGCAAUUUAAAUCAUCCGAAGGAUUUUUUUGUAGUCUUUGCAAAAGCCCUAAUAAAUAGUAUUUGGUGUCACCAGAUUACUGGA
Anguilla rostrata (American eel) is the source of this 10899-nucleotide messenger RNA. RefSeq names its product neuron navigator 3 (gene nav3). Gene Ontology annotation, molecular function: protein binding; ATP hydrolysis activity; ATP binding. The transcript has 40 exons. NCBI's taxonomy places the organism in Eukaryota, Metazoa, Chordata, Actinopteri, Anguilliformes, Anguillidae. The record is from RefSeq and is a predicted model, not a curated record. The coding region runs from base 833 to 7855 and encodes 2340 amino acids. Gene Ontology annotation, biological process: nervous system development; neurogenesis.